Messenger RNA from Nannizzia gypsea CBS 118893, 669 nucleotides. Its product is annotated as vacuolar-sorting protein snf7. The transcript has 4 exons. Bases 1 to 669 code for a protein of 222 amino acids. Lineage: Eukaryota; Fungi; Ascomycota; Eurotiomycetes; Onygenales; Arthrodermataceae. The record is from RefSeq and is a predicted model, not a curated record. Gene Ontology annotation, biological process: vesicle budding from membrane; late endosome to vacuole transport via multivesicular body sorting pathway. Gene Ontology annotation, cellular component: ESCRT III complex; multivesicular body; cytoplasmic side of plasma membrane.
AUGUGGUCAUUUUUUGGCGGUGCUUCGGCACAGAAGAAGAAAGAUAUCCCUAAAAAUGCGAUCCUCAGUCUCAGGGAGCAGCUUGAAAUGCUGCAAAAGCGAGAGAAGCACUUGCAAAACCAGAUGGAUGAACAGGAUGCCAUAGCUAGGAAGAACGUCACGACAAAUAAGAAUGCUGCCAAGUCUGCUCUGAGGCGAAAGAAGCUUCAUGAACGGUCACUUGAGCAAACGAGUGCUCAGAUUCUACAGCUCGAGCAGCACGUAUACUCCAUCGAAUCUGCAAAUAUCAACCAGGAAACAUUUAAUGCUAUGAAGGCUGCCAAGGCUGCCAUGGAACAAAUACACAGUGGACUCAACAUAGAAGUCGUUGAUGAGACAAUGGGUCAACUGCAAGAGCAACAUGACCUCAGUAACGAGAUCGUCAACGCCAUUACCAACGCUCCUAUCGGCGAACCCCUUGAUGAGGCUGAUCUCGAAGCGGAACUGGAGGGCAUGGAACAGGAACAUAUUGACAAUAAGAUGAUAGGAACUGGAACGGUACCUGUUGGGGAUAGAAUUGAUAGGCUACCUUCUGUAGCAAACGGAGCCAUCAAAGAGAAGCCCAAGGCCAAGGAAGAGGAUGACGAGGAGGCCGAACUAGAGAAAUUAAGAGCCGAGAUGGCCAUGUGA